Messenger RNA from Chaetomium strumarium, 3080 nucleotides. RefSeq lists its product as uncharacterized. The transcript is spliced from 7 exons. Gene Ontology annotation, biological process: endoplasmic reticulum to Golgi vesicle-mediated transport; mitotic spindle assembly checkpoint signaling. Gene Ontology annotation, cellular component: RZZ complex. The record is from RefSeq and is a predicted model, not a curated record. Bases 242 to 2812 code for a protein of 856 amino acids. NCBI's taxonomy places the organism in Eukaryota, Fungi, Ascomycota, Sordariomycetes, Sordariales, Chaetomiaceae.
GCCAACUUUAAGUUGGGGAGCUAGCCAACAUCAGUUCAAAUCGGAUACCAAACAUUCAACUCUCGACGGGCAUAUCCUCGAGGUUUCGAUUGGUAUGCGGGACCCUCGUAGUAGUUGACCUUGUCGGGAGUGCUAGCGCCACGGCAACAACGAGCGGGCCUCAGAUACGGAUCGGUACACUAGCAUCUCCAUCGAGCUUCGUCCAGGCCGCGUUGCGAUCAAGUUGCCUACCACAUAAGCCAUGGCUACCCUAGACUCUUCCCCGGCGCAGCUCGCUCGAGCGCUUGUCGAUUUCUCUGUCCAUGGCUCCUUCCCUGAAGACGAAAUCUCCUCAUUGCCAGUCAACGCCGAAUCGUUACCGACAGCCAUCCAAGCGCUUGCAGAGGCCAGGGCAAAGCUCCAGGCAGAGAUCCAUGCGAUCAACGAAGAGACAGCCGACGAUGUGAGGUCAUGGCAAGCGAAUGCGCAAUCUGUCCAGGAGGACAUCCUCCGGUCCAAGGCUCUUGCGGCGGAGAUCAUCAGGGCAUCUGAAGCUCCUACCGUGCCCGGGGCGACCGUACAUGAGAUCGAAGCGAGAGCCGACUUCUUGAUACGCGAGCUGAAUUACAACGCCCAGGUCCAGGAGACGCUCAGAGGCAUCAAGACCGUGAAUCGCACUCUGGACGAGGUCGAGCAGGCCCGGGACGAACGGCGCAUACUGGAUGCGCUACGCCUCCUUGAAAGAUCGUGGAAGGAGUUGGAUGCCCUCCCAGUAACUAAGGCAUGCCGUGCCGUCAAACUGCUCGACAUCAGAGCGUUCGAACUGAAGUCGGACGUUCAUGAGGUCCUGGAACGUGUGUGGACCACGCUUAUCAAUGUUGACACCGAGAACCAGAGAGUCUCGAUAAGCAGGACUAGGGAAGAUGAGCCCAUGAGCCUCGAGGACGUCGUGGUUGGCUUGAAAGCGUACAAGGAGGUCGACCAACGGAUGGAUCGACUCUGGCAGGAUAUCAACAAAGCCAUCCUCCUUCCGAGGAUGAAGAUUACCAGAGACACAUUGCCAGCCCUUCAUGCACAAGACGGCAUCUUAGAAGUGCGAGGCUCAGCAGACAAAACGGUCCAGUCUUUGUUCGCAGAUCUCGAACAGGUCUUCUCUUUCCUGGUACAGCAACUCCCGCCGGAUCUUGUCGAGACCAUUUCGUCCACACUACUGCCUGGAACGAUGCACAGCAUCACGAGUGUUUGGCUUGAUGCAGCCGUUCCAUCCUCUCUUCAGGACAUGGAGAGGUUUCAGGACGUGAUCACAGCUACUAGGGACUUCUGCGCGAGGUUGAAAGCCCUUGGGUUCUCAAACCUCGGCGGUCUGCGAGAAUGGACGGAGAAUGCGCCCAGGGUAUGGCUUUCGAAAUGCAGAGAGGCAGCGCUGGAAUCGGUUCGGACCAAGCUUUCAAGCGGUCUCGGGGCAUCGAAGCGGGUCGAGAAGGUCGAAAAGCAGAUGGUUUCGAGAUUGGAGCGUCAACAACUACUCGCCAAUGGUGCCGUGACCUCCAGUGACGACCACGGUUGGGACGCGUGGGAUGACGGGGAUCAGGGAGCGGCUGAGGAUGCAGCAGGCCGCGGCACGGAUAAACAAGCGGGAGAGGGGGACGAUGAUGGGACUGAUGCGUGGGGCUGGGGCGAGGAAGAAGCCCCUGGAGAGGAGCCAAAGGAGAGCAAACCAGACGAUGAAGAGGACCCCUCAGCGGCGUGGGGAUGGGGCGAUGAAACCAACGACGACGAUGUCAAAGCUCCGGAGAGGCCACAAGCGACGGCGCAGCCAGAAUCGCAGACCAGGGAGUUGAUAUUGAGAGAAUCAUACAGCAUCUCUUCCAUGCCUCAGCCAGUCCUCGAUCUAAUCUACGCCCUCGUCGAAGACGGUGCCACGCUGACCCAAGAGCACUUCACACAAAGCCCAGUCGCGACGCAAGCAGCGGGCUUAUUCAGUCUUCCCACCCUUGUCCUGGCCAUGUUCAGGGCGGUUUCACCUCACUACUAUGCUCCGGAAAUCGGCGGCAAUAUGUACCUCUACAACGACUCUACCUACCUCGCAGAGCAGCUCUCAAACUUCGCCACAUCUUGGAAGACACGCGACGGCAUCACUCCGCGAGCGCAGAACAUGCUCCGGCUAGAUAAUGACGUCAAAACCCUCCAAAACUUUGCCAACCGCGCCUACACCAACGAGCUGAGCAUCCAAAAGACGGUCUUGCGCGACCUGCUAGGUGGUGAACAAAACUUGAUGCAGCAAGACGACACCGCAUCCUCUGUCUCAGCCGCCGUCACCCGUGUGCGCUCCCUUGCCGCGGCCUGGGAAGACAUCCUGGCGCGCUCCGUCUGGCAGCAAGCCGUCGGAUCGCUGGUCGACGCGGUCGCGGCCAAGAUCAUCGCCGACGUCAUGGACCUGCCGUCGAUUGGACAGGACGAGGCGUACAACAUCGCCAAGCUUAUCGCCUCUGUCGAAGAGCUGGAUGACCUGUUCCUGCCCAGCCGACUCCAGGGAGAAAGAAGAGGAGGAGGAAGAGGAACCGAGAAGGAGGAAGAGGGCGAUGCCGUCGAGGUGCCGGUUACGGCACAGUUUGCGGGCAACUGGCUCAGGCUGAAGUACCUGAGCGAGGUGCUGCAGAGCAAUCUGAGGGAUGUGAGGUUCUUGUGGGUGGAAGGGGAGCUGAGCUUGUAUUUCACUGCCGAGGAGGUUGUGGAUCUGGUCAACGCCAGCUUUGAGGAUAAUGCGCGCACGAGAGAGGUCAUACGAGAGAUCCGCGGGAAUGAGCGGCCUUUGGGAGAGGGGAGGGGAUGAGUCCGCACAGGCGAGAGUAGGUGGGGACGAGAGCGGGAGCGGCCUAUGUUGGACAAGGCUCAUGGAUGGUGAGGCACAGAGAAGGAGUCGGACGCGUUGUCUGAACUCAUAGCAUCCCCCUGGCAAGUUGGUCCAUCGAGCGGCUGGUAUGUAGCUCCUCGUGGUGCGGCCCAUUUUCCGCGCAAAAGUACCUGGGUAGCCUGCCCGAAUAACUCCUCCUGACAUCAGGACCAAGGGAGAUUUAUUGUUUGAUUACGGCUUCAUCUUG